Messenger RNA from Dendronephthya gigantea, 3810 nucleotides. RefSeq names its product succinyl-CoA:3-ketoacid coenzyme A transferase 1, mitochondrial-like. Gene Ontology annotation, molecular function: succinyl-CoA:3-oxo-acid CoA-transferase activity. Gene Ontology annotation, cellular component: mitochondrion. The coding region runs from base 1517 to 3091 and encodes 524 amino acids. The record is from RefSeq and is a predicted model, not a curated record. Gene Ontology annotation, biological process: ketone body catabolic process. The transcript has 18 exons. Lineage: Eukaryota; Metazoa; Cnidaria; Anthozoa; Malacalcyonacea; Nephtheidae.
CAAGGAAGGCUGGAUACGUUUACAGAUUUUUACAUGAACACUUUCUAUUUGCUAAAGGCAAAUCGUUAAAGGAAAAUCAAAGCUAUCAUAGUAUAUAUCGAACGUUGAAACAUAAAGUGAAUAUAACUAACAUGGUUUCGUCCGGGUUAAGCAAUUUUGCCUUGCAUCAUGUGGCUUAAAUUGCAAUUUUAAAACAUUCAUUAUUCAUAAUACAAUGCUAUUUGAAGUGAAUGUAAAUAUUGGUAAAAAUUGGUUUUUUGUUGGCCAAUCCAUUGCCUGGCCUAAUAUUAACCACUUUAUAUAUACCUAAGCUACACUCAUAGCAAAAUGGCUAUUCAUUUAAAAACAAUGAGAACUUUUUUACACACCAAAAAAAUAUCAUGCACAUUGAAAAACAUACGUUUUUCUCCAUGUGAAAUAUAUAUACGUUUUUCGGUAUGAUAAAUAUUUUAUUUAUGCAACGCCCAUCCUAUGCACCGCCGGGCAUUUGGACUCAAGGUGAGAACAGCGCACCUUGCAUGCAUCGUUAUAUAAGACCGUACAGACUCAUCACAUCACGCGAGGUCGUUGGAUUGCCGACAGCUAUAAACAUAGACAACCCAGGAAAUCGCAAAUAUUCUAAAACGAGCAAGAUUACUUACUACCUUGCAAUGGCAAAAAUCGUGACAACUUGCAUCUAUCAAGCGUUGCACAAAGUACCGAAACAGUUACAUUAAAAAUGAACCGUGUAACAGAAUUUUGAACGGGAACAAAUAUAUUUAUUUUGUGCUCGAAAACAAUAGACUGUGCUUUUCAGUGAUGCAUCACGGUUCCAAUUUUUUUUGGUUAAGUUCACAACGUGAAUAAUUGCGUUCCUAUAAAAUUGACCAUCAGAAGAUAUCGCAAUUAUUGUUACCAUACGCUCUUAGGGCCUGUUUAUAUGAUCCCGCCUAGCCGGGACGGGACAGUUUCCGAGAUCCCGCUUGUAAUACAAACACUAAUUAGUGUUUACAUGACCACUUUUCCAUCCCGCCUAGGCGGGAUCCCGGCACUUCUUGCCGGGAUCCCGCUUAGACGGGACGAGAAAUUGCCAUAUAAACACUCCAUCCCGCUUGGCCGGGAUGAUUCGCGAUUAACAUACAUUAGGAGCAUGUGUAUAUAUUGGCAUAUUCGUUUUCUACAAUAAAACAUGCCGUCGAAGGAACCUGCACUACAAAAUGAACUCCAUAUAAACACGCCAUCCCGCCUAGGCGAGUUUCCCGGCUAAGCGGGAUGAAAACAUCCCGUCCCGGCUAAACGGGAUCAUAUAAACAGGCCCUUAGUUUUAGCGCAACCACAUUUUCUUCUUUGACAAGUGGAAAGUUUAAUACGGAGCUACGGGUCCCAUAUACAUCAGAACAUCCAUAACUAUCCACAUUCCACCUUAAAUCCUAAUCUGCCUUGGGGGUGUGUAAGAUGUGUGACCAUAGAUGUGACCCAGUCUCCAGUUUACUAAUUCCCAGUCUCCAAGAUUCAGCAAAUAAACACAGAAAUAAACAUGGCCAUGGUGUCCACAAUUGUUCGAUUGGGAAGAUUGUAUGGCUCUGUGCCUUAUGUUGGUGUACGAUCGCGGCCAAUUAGUUGGAAGCUCUCACAUGCCCUUUCAACAACCUCAGUGGCAAAUGCUGAAUUUUUUUCAAGUACAUAUGAAGCUGUCAAGGAUAUUAAAGAUGAUUCAAAGGUUUUAGUUGGAGGAUUUGGCUUGUGCGGCAUUCCAGAAAAUCUUAUUCAAGGUUUGCUACAAACAAAAGUCAAAGGGCUUACCGUCGUCAGCAACAAUGCUGGGGUUGAUGACUUUGGCCUUGGCCUUUUAUUAGGGUCUAAACAGAUUAAAAGAAUGAUAUCCUCUUAUGUUGGUGAAAACAAGGAGUUCGAAAGACAAUUCUUGACUGGAGAAUUAGAAGUUGAAUUAACCCCCCAGGGUACGCUAGCUGAAAGACUAAGAGCAGGUGGGGCAGGUAUUCCCGCGUUCUUCACACCUACCGCGUUUGGAACUGUGAUACACAAAGGUGGAGCACCAAUCAAGUACAACAAAGAUGGAAGUGUUGAAAUCGUCAGUACGCCAAGAGAGUCUAGGGAUUUCGAUGGUACACCAUACAUAAUGGAGGAGGCAAUUCGAGGUGACUUUGGUUUAAUAAAGGCGUGGAAAGCUGACAAGAAAGGAAACCUAAUAUUUAGGAAGACAGCAGCCAACUUUAAUCCACCAAUGGCAAAAGCGGCGAAGAUAACCAUUGUUGAGGUUGAAGAAAUUGUGGAAAUAGACGAGAUUCCAGCAGACCAAAUUCACGUGCCUGGAAUUUAUGUUGAUAGAGUUGUAAAAGGAGAAAAGUACGAGAAAAGGAUCGAGCGGGUCCGAAUAUUCAAAGAAAGCGGCGAUAAUAAAGCACAAUCCGAAGCUGAUCUUCUUAGAGAAAGAAUCAUACGUCGUGCCGCGCUGGAGUUUGAAGAUGGCAUGUUCGUUAACCUUGGUAUUGGUAUGCCCAUGUUGGCAAGCAAUUUUAUAAAACCCGAAAUCACCGUACAUUUGCAAAGCGAGAAUGGCAUUCUAGGACUGGGACCCUUUCCCAACGAAGAUGAAAUUGAUCCUGAUCUUAUAAACGCUGGGAAGGAGACUGUAACCGCUUUACCUGGGGCAGCGUUUUUCGGCAGUGACGAGUCUUUUGCUAUGAUUCGUGGAGGACACGUUGAUGUGACAGUCCUGGGUGGUAUGCAAGUUUCGCAAUAUGGUGAUCUUGCAAACUGGAUGAUCCCGGGGAAAAUGGUGAAAGGAAUGGGAGGAGCAAUGGACCUUGUCUCGUCUCCGGGAACUAAAGUUGUAGUUACCAUGGAACAUACAGCUAAGGGCGGAAAGCACAAAAUUCUCGAGGAGUGCACCUUACCGUUAACUGGUGAGCGGUGUGUAGACUCCAUAAUCACGGAAAAGUGCGUCUUCAAAGUUGAUCGUGAACACGGUUUGACUCUGGUGGAACUUUGGCCUGGAACGAGUAUUCAUGAAAUCCAAGUGAAUACAGGAUGUCAAUUUUCUGUCGCUGACAAUCUUGACGAAAUGAAACAAGCUGAAUGGCACAAAUAAAAAGUCACUGGUACGCGUCGUUGCCACCAUUGAUAUAUCUGAAAUUGGGCUGUCCUGUAUAGCUCCUACUACGUCGUAGCCUGGCUGCUGCUGCAGGGUAAUCUUUUGGUGGCAAUAGCCUACAAUGAUUUACGGGAAAUAACAAUGAAAGGGGGGUUGUCAAAUUGAUCAUUUUUAACCAGCUUUGAAAGUAAUAGACAUAGGUAGCACACUUCAAACGAAGAGUAACCCGAACAAACUUAAUUAGGUAAUGUACCUGACCAUACCUUUAACACCCGCGCGUAUUGCUUUAAAUAUUGAGUCUAACCGUCACUCUAACGAUUUAAUUGUUACAUAGGACCUGUUGCACAAACCUGUCCACUUUUUUUCAUUCUUAUAUCCAAAUUUGUUCUAUUGAACUGAAGAAAAGUGUUGGAAACAUAUCAGUUGCCUCUGCUGCGUGCUGGGUUGAUUUUAAAACGGAUCGAUACAUUAUAUUUGAGUAAACGAAACUUGCCCCUUCUCUUGCAGUUCGGUACGUCCCUUGCUCUCGGGGCGGGUAACUGGACAGGUUUGUACAACGGGUCUCAGUUCAUUGUUUUUGAAGAAUGCUUGUCUGCUAAAGUAGCUUUGAUAGUUCCGAUUUGGUAUAAAAGAAAUAUAACUUUUAACUCCAUCGGGAAAAAACAAUGUAUAAAAUGCAUAUUUAUUUGUAAAAUGCAUAUACUGAAAAUAUAUGA